CAUUAAAUAGGUAUUGCUGGUGGUUUUUAGAUGAAGACGCGUAUGAUCCAGCGACCAACUUGGAUGAUGAAAUGGGUGACGAGGAGCGUCCCGCACAAUUCGAUUCCCCGCCUCCCGCUCCCCCGGCACCGGCCAUACAGCAGCCGCCGCCAUCGGUACCGCCGCCAUCGUUACCGCCGCCGCCAUCGUUACCGCCGACCGAGGCCGUGCCAGGCACAUCAUCAUCGGCUAUCUUACCUGAAGGGCAAGAGACAGACGCUACGGUAAACUUAGAUCCUGUCAUUCUAGAUCUUUUAGGAGAGGACCCUUCUACUAAAAAGAGUUAUGGUGCAAGUUUACAUAAAGAUAUUGCCCCGAGGUGGGCUCAUAUCCUCACUAAUGGUCUGACGAAAGAAUCUCAAGCGGAUCUAAUAAAACAAUAUCGGUUACCCGAAAACUGCACCAAUUUAUCAUCCCCAAAAUUGAAUCCUGAGAUAAAAGCCGCGCUCUCUGAGUUAAAUAUCAAACAAGAUCAAUAUAGCCAGGGCAAACAAAAUCAAAUUGGAAGCGGUCUCGCAGCUCUAGGACAAGCUUUAAAUUGGGUUGUUACAGCCAAAGAUAUUAUCCCCCCAGAUAUAGUUAAAGCUUUAAUUGACGCCGGGAGGCUUAUCUGCGACAACCACUACAGGGAAUCGUUAUCGCGUAGAUAUGCGAUACUAAACACACUUAACAGAAACAUCAGAGAUACUGUUAAAGAUACAAAGAUUGACGAAAAUCUCUUUGGAUCCAACUUAUCUGACCACUUGAAAUCAUCAAAAGCAAUAACGAAGACUGGCUCAGAAAUGAAGCCUGCGCCCCGAGCACCAUACAGGGUGCCAUCAGCUUUCCAGCCACAAAGAGGAGCUUUAAACUCGAGGGGGAACUCGCGCGCAGCACCGACCGAGCCGCGGACAGCCCCUGCGUCCCGCCGGCCGCCGCAUCCCCCGCCGCCGCGAGAUCGCCGCCAGCCUGCCACGCGGGGCCGUCAUCGCGCUUCUGGCUACUCGAGACAUCAGAGGAGACAUUAAUGGAACCACAGGUACUGGUAGCAGGACGCUUAAAAUAUUUUUACAAUAAAUGGACCGAACUUACCGAUGAUCAUACUAUCCUAAAUUGGGUCAAAGGUUAUAAAAUACCGUUCAAAGAACAGCCCAUACAGACAAUACAACCAAAAAAUAAUGCUUGUAUUUCUCAUUCUCAAAUGACCAUUAUCGAUGAUUGCAUUACCGAACUUUUAACGUCUAAAUUCAUCUCACCUUGCACACCUUGUGAAGGUCAAUUCAUUUCCCCGAUCUUUACAGUGCCUAAGCCAAACGGGAAAAACAGGUUCAUAUUAAAUUUAAAAAUGUUAAAUAAGUAUAUUGAGGUGGACCACUUUAAGAUGGAGGACUACCGCACUGCCCUUAAGCUUUUACAAUGUAAUUAUUAUAUGGGUUCUAUUGAUUUACAAGAUGCGUAUUUUCUAAUCCCAAUAGAUGAAAAUGAUAAAAAGUUCUUGCGCUUCGAAUGGAAAUCACAAAUAUACGAGUUUAAUGUACUCCCGUUUGGCCUAUGCAGUGCUCCAUAUGUAUUCACUAAGCUGUUAAAACCUGUUUUGCAAUACUUACGCUCAUCGGGUUUAAUGUCAGUAGCUUAUCUUGAUGAUUUUUUAUGCAUCGGCCAAACUUAUGAUGAGUGUUUGAAAAACAUUAGCAUAACGAAAGAUAUUUUGGAAUCUUUGGGGUUCGUGAUAAAUACUAAGAAGAGUGUAAUGGUACCUAAUAAGACUUGUACGUUUUUGGGCUUCAAAUUUGACACUAAACAUAUGAUUAUUACUUUGCCAGAAGAGAAAAAAACACGUAUUAGGAAUAAAGCUAUAGAAUUGAUGAGAAAAAGUAGCUGCACUAUUAGACAAUUUGCAGAAUUCAUAGGUUUACUAACCUCCGCAUGCCCAGCCGUGAGUUAUGGUUGGAUGUACACCAAACUAUUCGAACGAGAAAAAUUCCUCGCUCUCAAUAAUAGUGAGGACUAUAAUAGGCGAAUGGCAAUAGGGUCGUUUCUAAAAAAUGAUUUUUUAUGGUGGAUAGAUAAAAUCGGUUCAUCUUUUGGCCCUAUUAGAAAAAACAAUUACCUUAUGGAAAUAUUUAGCGACGCUUCUAAUACUGGCUGGGGCGCAGCAUGCGGGGGUCAAAGUGCAAACGGUAAUUGGACUGAUUCAGAAUUACAUCUUCAUAUAAAUACUCUCGAAUUAAAAGCAGCUUAUUACGGACUAAAAAUAUUUACCGAAAACGUACAAGACUGUGAUAUAUUGUUGAGGAUCGACAACACCACUGCCAUUAGCUACAUAAACAGGAUGGGAGGUGUGCAACACCCCCAUUUGAACGAUUUAGCUCGUAAAAUAUGGCAGUGGUGUGAAGACAAGAAUAUCCAUAUAUUCGCCUCUUAUAUAAAAUCCUGCGAAAAUGUAAUUGCCGAUAGGGAAUCUCGCCGAAUCAAUAUCGACACGGAAUGGGAAAUCUGUCAACCAGUUUUCGUACAAAUAACCAACCUAUUAGAACCUGCCAUCCACUUCACGCGGACCUU
Molecule: messenger RNA, 2580 nt
Organism: Cydia splendana
Lineage: Eukaryota; Metazoa; Arthropoda; Insecta; Lepidoptera; Tortricidae
Exons: 2
Coding region: 72-1046 (324 amino acids)
Source: RefSeq, a predicted model, not a curated record